This is a messenger RNA of Nakaseomyces glabratus, 2289 nucleotides long. It is a transcript of the gene PFK26, whose product is annotated as 6-phosphofructo-2-kinase. Lineage: Eukaryota; Fungi; Ascomycota; Saccharomycetes; Saccharomycetales; Saccharomycetaceae. Gene Ontology annotation, biological process: fructose metabolic process; fructose 2,6-bisphosphate metabolic process. Gene Ontology annotation, molecular function: 6-phosphofructo-2-kinase activity; ATP binding. The record is from RefSeq and is a predicted model, not a curated record. Gene Ontology annotation, cellular component: cytosol.
AUGUUCAAGUCUGUGGACUAUACGGAUCCUGUGGGAGCGCCGAGUGACUCAGAUGUGGAGCCGACUGAGCGGAAGAACGAGAAGCAUGUGAGCAUACACCAGGAGGCCGUGGCGGAGUCGCUGAAGCGGGAGGCGCUUCCGAAGUUUGAGCGGCGGCCGCUGAGCGAUACGCCGAUCACCAGUGCGUGGAACUCUCCCGGAUUGUCUGAGGAGAACACGCCUACUGACUCGCCUGAGAACAGAAGUGCGCUGGACCUGACCAAGUUUAGCCAGCUGAAUAUUGCGCACGAUGAUGAUGAGGAGCAGGGUGCCGGUGACAAUGAUACUGGGAAGUCAAGCGAUCACAACAGCGACAGCGAGACGGUGAAGCUGUCUACGAAGAGCAAAGGCUCGUUCAGGGACCUGCUGGCGGCAAACUCCCUUGAGUACUCCUCGAAGAAAGUGUCUACGAUAGAUGUGCCGGGACUGACUAGGUCUAAGGACUCUCCCGAUGGCAUGAUCUCUAGCAAAGAUGCGGGCUCCAAGCUUAUAAUCGUGAUGGUCGGCUUGCCUGCUACAGGUAAGUCCUUCAUCACCAAUAAACUCUCUCGAUACUUGAACUACUUGAUGUACUACUGCAAAGUGUUCAAUGUCGGUAAUACCAGAAGACAAUACUCCAAAGAGCACUCGUUGCAUGAACAAGACUCUAAAUUCUUUGACCCAUCUAACGAGGAGUACAAGAAACUUAGAGACAAAUGGGCCUUGGACACUUUGGAUGAGUUACUAGACUACUUACUGAACGGAAUGGGAUCUGUGGGAAUAUUUGACGCUACUAACUCCACAGUGGCAAGAAGAAAAGCCAUUUUGGAUAAGAUAAGAAAGAGGAACCCGAACCUCAAGGUGUUGUUUCUGGAAUCCAUCUGUACAAACAGAGAGCUUGUGGAAAGAAACGUGCGAUUGAAAGUGUUUGGUCCUGACUAUAAGGGUAAAGAUCCCGAGAAAUCGUUGAGGGACUUCAAAGAACGGUUGGCAAAUUAUUUAACAGCCUAUGAACCAAUUGACGACUCGGAAGAUAUCUGCUAUAUUAAAAUGGUCGAUGUGGGUAAGAAAGUGAUAGCCUACAAUAUCGAGGGUUUCUUAGCAUCGCAGACCGUAUAUUAUUUAUUGAACUUUAACCUUCGUGAAAGACAAAUAUGGAUCACAAGAAGUGGCGAAAGUGAAGACAAUGUCAGCGGUAAGAUAGGUGGAGAUUCACAUCUAACAGAGCGUGGUAAGCGCUAUGCUAAGGCUCUAUCAAACUUUAUAAACGAGCAGAGAAUAGCAUUUUACAACCGUGAAAUAGAAAACGCUAAAAGACAAAGAGAUCAAUAUGAGAAGGAUAAGCGUAGGAGAGAAGCUGCACUAAAGAAUAAUCUCACAAAUGGUGAACAAUCCACAAUGGGCACAGGUACUCCAGAACCCCAACCUUACCAAUGCAAUGAUUUCUUUGUAUGGACGAGUAUGAGGUCAAGAACAAUUGAAACUGCACACUGGUUUGCUGAUGAAGACUAUCCUAAGAAAGAGAUGCGUAUGUUAGACGAAUUAGGGGUAGGUGACUUUAAUGGCAUGACUUACCCAAUGAUUCAAGAAAACUUUCCAGUGGAGUUCGAAAAGAGAAAGAUUGAUAAACUGCGGUAUAGAUAUCCUGGUAUAGGUGGUGAAUCAUACAUGGAUGUUAUUAAUAGAGUAAGGCCAGUGAUUACAGAACUGGAAAGAAUUGAGGAUAAUGUCCUUAUCAUUACACAUAGAGUAGUGGCACGUGUCUUACUAGGCUACUAUAUGAACUUGCGCACUGAUAUUAUUGCUAACUUGGAUGUUCCACUACAUUGUGUUUACUGUUUGGAACCGAAGCCAUAUGGUAUGGAGUGGUCACUCUGGGAGUACGACGAAGACAAAGAUCUAUUCUUUAAAGUUCCUGAGUCUGACUUGAACACAACUAAGGUAAGAGAAAUUGGCUUAGUACACAAGGAGAGAAGAUAUUCUGAAGUUCCUACUGCACCUCCUAGUGCCAAUUCUAACCCAAAUGAUUUCCUUCUUCGUAGAAAUUCUGUAGAUGUUGCCUCACCUCCAUCCGAAACAUCUAAAGACCAUGAAAAUAUAAGUGGUAGCCAACAAGCUAUGGGUAGUAGCAGGCCAAUCAAAAAUGAUUUUAACCAGCCCACAUUAAUGAAUUCGAUGAACACAGUUGGGCCCUCUGGUAGAUAUGACCCAAGAAUUCAAGAUAAAGUAAUUAAUAAACCAAAAAAAUCAAUUUUAAUGAAUGAUGACUAA